Messenger RNA from Hydra vulgaris (swiftwater hydra), 1468 nucleotides. Its product is annotated as RNA-binding motif protein, X chromosome. Lineage: Eukaryota; Metazoa; Cnidaria; Hydrozoa; Anthoathecata; Hydridae. Gene Ontology annotation, cellular component: spliceosomal complex. Gene Ontology annotation, molecular function: RNA binding. Gene Ontology annotation, biological process: positive regulation of mRNA splicing, via spliceosome. The record is from RefSeq and is a predicted model, not a curated record.
UGCAAAUAUUCCAACAGCUCGAGCAAAAGCAUUGCUUUAAAAUGAAAACAAAUACUUUAUACAUAGCUGGACUGGAUCCAAGUAUUGAUGAGGCUACAUUGCAAGCAGAAUUCGAAAAGCAUGCUGUUAUAGAACGAGUGACUGUCAUCAAGGAUAAAGUAACUAGGGAGUCAAAAGGUUUUGCAUAUGUAAUGUGUGCCAGUCAUAAAGAUGCAACAGACGCAAUGAAAGAGAUGGAUGGGAGGAUAAUUGCUGACAAACCAAUUAAAGUAAAAUACUCGACUAGUGAAACACCUGAUUGGUUAAAUGUUCUUCAAGAUCGAGGUGCUGGAGCUACUGGAGUUUCACCUGGUAGAGGAGGUCCGUUGAGAGGCAGAGGUGCUUUUCCAACUAGAGGUUCUCCUAGGGGAAAUGGUUUAUCUAGGGGAGGAGGGUUUUCCAGAGGUGGUGGAUUUUCUAUGAUUAAUGCUGGACCUCCUCCAAGAGGUGCAGGUAUGUCUGGUAGAGGUGCUCCAAUGAGAGGAGGUCCUCCAAAUUUACGAGGUAAUGCAGGAAUGCAACAUGGAUUUGGUGAGAGAAGGUUUGAUUCACCCAGAGGACCUCCUCCUUUCCUUGAUUCUCCAGAUCCAAGAUCAAUGCGUCGUCCUGGGCUUCCAAUGGGAGAAUUAGAACCUCCUAGUAAAGUUCCACGAAGUGGGGACUCGUUUAGAAUGAUUGAUGAUCGCCAUCCACCUAUGCGUCAACCAUUUGGUGAGCAGGCUCCACCAAGACAACCUUUAGAUACCUACGCACUUGGUCCUCGAAGAGAUGACAGAGGAAGUUAUAUGGAAGCACCGAGAGAAUCAUUUGCUCGUGAUCCUUAUAUUGAUAGAACCAGGGAGUCUUAUGAAGCGCCAAGAGAUGUGUAUGCUCCUAGAGAUUUGUAUGCUCGGUCUGCUGCUCCUGUUGAUAGAAGUUUAUUUAAUGAGAGACCAGCAGCUGUUAGUGGGGCGUACAGUUCCCCAGCAUAUGAUAGAUAUGCUCCCUCCCAAGUUUCACGAGAUCGAGAUCCAUACGCUUCUCCAAGAGAUCCAUAUGCUGCUCCUAGGGAUCCUUAUGCCGCAAUUGCAUCUCGAUCUGCUGAAGAUACCUUUUCAAGAACCCCACAGCGUGAUACAUUUAGAAAUGGAAGAGGUUCUCCUCCCUCAGUUAGAGGUGGUUUUGAACUAGGAAGGAGAGGGUUUGAGCCAGCACCAAGUAGUUAUGUUGAUUCUGCUAGAGAUUCUUUUGCUCAAGAACCUAAAGCUGUUAUUAGAGGAACCGAAAGAUGGUCUGGUGAUCCUUAUUCUGGUUAUUAAACAAUGGAACAGUUAAUAAUGAAGAAUUUCAUCCAACGUUAAAAGAAUGAUGAGUAAUGAACAAUAGAAAUUUUUUAAAAUUGCGGAGAUUGUACUUUUUCUAGUACUUAAAUAUAUGUUUGAAGCUCUUA